Paraphaeosphaeria sporulosa is the source of this 549-nucleotide messenger RNA. Its product is annotated as NAD(P)-binding protein. The record is from RefSeq and is a predicted model, not a curated record. The transcript is spliced from 2 exons. Bases 1 to 537 code for a protein of 178 amino acids. Lineage: Eukaryota; Fungi; Ascomycota; Dothideomycetes; Pleosporales; Didymosphaeriaceae.
AUGGGAGUGCGAAACCUCGAGAAGAGCCAAUCUCGUAAGCCUCAGAGCACACUGGGUCUGCUGGCCCUGCACGUGUCAGUGGAUGAGAGUAUUCACGCCGCAGCCAAAAAUCUGGAAGCUACACUUGGUCGCCUUGAUGUCCUAGUCAACAAUGCUGGCAAUCAAAUCCAGCCCAGACUCCUAGCGCACGGGCAGCUUCGCGAGGCCUUCGAAAUCAACAUAUACGGUACAGUCAUCCUGACGCAGACCCUCAUACCGCUAAUUCUAGCGUCCCAGGGCAAGAACAUUAUCAACUUGUCAUCAGAGCUAGGAACGCGACAACUUACGACGCACCUCAAGGACCAAGGCGGCAAGGUUUGGAGCUUCUGUCCUGGUUUCGUCGUGACCAAUCUGGUAGGGCAGAGAAAAUACCGCGUUGCGAUGGGUGCGCAGAGUUCGGAAACAAGCGUGCAGGCGGUCUUGGACAUUGUGGAAGGCAAGAAGAACGUGGAGGCGGGCACAUUCAUUGGUCGUUACGAUGUCCGAAUUCCCUGGUGAGCACGGAGGGAU